Molecule: messenger RNA, 1635 nt
Organism: Melospiza melodia melodia
Lineage: Eukaryota; Metazoa; Chordata; Aves; Passeriformes; Passerellidae
Gene: PHB1
Product: prohibitin 1
Exons: 7
Coding region: 121-939 (272 amino acids)
Biological process (GO): mitochondrion organization
Cellular component (GO): mitochondrion; membrane
Source: RefSeq, a predicted model, not a curated record
GCCCCGGGCGGCGCGGGCCAAUGAGGAGCGCGCGUCUUGCAGCGGCGCGCAGGCGCGCUGGAGGGGGCGGCCGCGGAUUCAUGUGGAGGAGGGCUCCGGAGCGGGGGCUGCAGCGCUGAGAUGGCUGCCAAGGUGUUCGAGAGCAUCGGGAAGCUCGGCCUGGGCUUGGCUGUGGCGGGGGGAGUCGUCAACUCCGCUCUUUACAACGUGGACGCAGGGCACAGAGCUGUGAUCUUCGACCGCUUCCGGGGCGUGCAGGACGUGGUGGUGGGCGAGGGCACCCAUUUCCUGAUCCCCUGGGUGCAGAAACCCAUCAUCUUCGACUGCCGCUCGCGGCCCCGCAACGUGCCCGUCAUCACCGGCAGCAAAGACCUGCAGAACGUGAACAUCACGCUGCGCAUCCUGUUCCGGCCCGUGACGGCGCAGCUGCCGCGCAUCUUCACCAGCAUCGGCGAGGACUACGACGAGCGCGUGCUGCCCUCCAUCACCACCGAGAUCCUCAAGUCCGUGGUGGCGCGCUUUGACGCGGGCGAGCUGAUCACGCAGCGGGAGCUGGUGUCCCGGCAGGUCAGCGAGGACCUCACGGAGCGCGCGGCCACCUUCGGCCUCAUCCUGGACGACGUGUCCCUGACCCACCUGACCUUCGGCAAGGAGUUCACGGAGGCGGUGGAGAUGAAGCAGGUGGCGCAGCAGGAGGCAGAGCGGGCCAGGUUCAUCGUGGAGAAGGCCGAGCAGCAGAAGAAGGCGGCGGUGAUCUCUGCGGAGGGCGACUCCAAGGCCGCGGAGCUGAUUGCCAACUCGCUGGCCACGGCGGGGGACGGGCUGAUCGAGCUGCGCAAGCUGGAGGCGGCCGAGGACAUCGCGUACCAGCUGUCGCGCUCGCGCAACAUCACCUACCUGCCCUCGGGACAGUCCGUGCUGCUGCAGCUGCCCCAGUGAGCCCUGCCCGCCCGGGGAGCGCCGGCCAACGCAGGGGGCAAGAAAUCAGUGCAAUUUCCUCGCGGAGGAAACGGAAAUUCGGAGAUUGUGGAGGGAUUUUUGGGGUGGUUUUUUUUUUUGGAUGGGUAAUCAAAUAAAAGUGAACGCUCGCGACGCCAGGCCUGCGGUUCCUCCCCUGCGCUGCCCUCGGGGACUCUCUGAGUUUGGGAGUUCAGGAAAAUUUGGGGAUUCGGAAGGUGAGAUUUGGGAAUUGAGAAGGUGAGGUUUGGGAAUUGAGAAAGUGAGGUUUGAGAAUUCAGAGAGAUUUGGGGAUUCAGAAAGAGAGAUUUGGGAGUUCAGAAAGUGAGAUUUGAGAAUUCAAAAAGAUUUGGGAGUUCAGAAAGUGAGAUCUGGGGAUUCAGAAAGACAUUUGGGGAUUCAGAAGGUGAGAUUUGGGGAUUCAGAAAGAGAGAUUUGGGGAUUCAGAAAGAGAGAUUUGGGGAUUCAGAAAGAGAGAUUUGGGGAUUCAGAAAGAGAGAUUUGGGGAUUCAGAAAGAGAGAUUUGGGAGUUCAGAAAGAGAGAUUUGGGAGUUCAGAAAGUGAGAUUUGAGAAUUCAGAAAGAGAUUUGGGGAUUCAGAAGGUGAGAUAAGGGGAGCUGUGAGAGGGUGAGAUUGUGUAACCAGCCCUCAAUAAAUGUCACAGUCCCAAGGCUGGCA